CCAAUCAGCGUUCGGCGCGGCUCCCGGUUAUAACUCCUCCGCGGAAGCGCCCGGACUCAGACCUUCCCCCGGACGCCGAAGAUGCGGGUCCUGAGCCCCCCCACCCUCCUCCUGCUGCUCUCGGGGGCGCUGGUCCUGACCCCCAGCUGGGCCGGCCCCCACUCCCUGAGGUAUUUCUACACCAGCGUGUCCCGGCCCGGCCGCGGGGAGCCCCGCUUCCUCGCCGUCGGCUACGUGGACGACACGCAGUUCGUGCGGUUCGACAGCGACGCCCCGAAUCCGAAAGCGGAGCCGCGGGCGCCGUGGAUGCAGCAGCCGUGGGUGGAGCAGGAGGACCCGGAGUAUUUCCACCGGAGCACGCGGAUCUUCAAGGGAGCCGCACAGAUUGACCGAGGGAACCUGCAGACCCUGCGCGGCUACUACAACCAGAGCGAGGACGGGUCUCACACCAUCCAGAGGAUGUUUGGCUGUGACCUGGGACCCGACGGGCGCCUCCUCCGCGGGUACAAUCAAUACGCCUACGAUGGCGCCGACUACAUCGCCCUGAACGAGGACCUGACCUCCUGGACCGCGGCCGACAUGGCGGCUCAGAUCACCAAGCGCAAGUGGGAGGCGGCCGGUGAUGCAGAGCAUUACAGGAGCUACCUGGAGGGCCUGUGUGUGAAGUGGCUCCAAAUUUACCUGGACAAAGGGAAGGAGACCCUGCAGCGCGCAGACCCUCCAAAGGCUCACGUGACCCACCACCCUGUCUCUGCCCGUGAGGUCACCCUGAGGUGCUGGGCGCUAGGCUUCUACCCUGCGGACAUCAGCCUGACCUGGCAGCGUGACGGGGAGGACCAGACCCAGGACAUGGAGCUGGUGGAGACCAGGCCUGCGGGGGACGGCACCUUCCAGAAGUGGGCGGCCGUGGGGGUGCCCCCUGGAGAGGAGCAGAGAUACACGUGCCACGUGCAGCAUGAGGGGCUGCCCGAGCCCCUGACCCUGAAAUGGGAGCCGCCUUCUUACACCUUCUUCAUCAUCGUGGGCAUCGCUGGGGGCCUGGUUCUGCUGGGAGCCGUGGCUGCAGCUGUGAUGUGGGGGAGGCGGCGCUCAGGUGGGAAAGGAGGGAGCUACUCUCAGGCUGCCAGUAGUGACAGCGGCCAGGGCUCUGAUGUGUCUCUCUCGGCUUCUAAAGCGUGAGGCAGCUGCCUUGUGGGGACUGAGUGAUGGAAGAUGUGUUCACACUCCCACUUCCUGACUCAAGAACCUCUCAUGGGGGGCUGGCCUGCUCUGCUCCCCACACUUUCCUGUAGGCAGAGGCGGGCUGGGCCCUCCCCAUCCCUGCCUUUACUCCCUGCUGCUCUGAGCUGCAACUUCUGCUUUGUAUUGAAAUGAGACUGUGGAUUGACCUUGUGUUUUCAUUCUUGCCGUGACUGGUGACGGGUAAUUAAAGGAGACCCUUUAAUUAAUUAUUUUCUCAGAGGAAAUAAAUGGAAGCACCAAGGAUUCUGC
Molecule: messenger RNA, 1491 nt
Organism: Myotis lucifugus (little brown bat)
Lineage: Eukaryota; Metazoa; Chordata; Mammalia; Chiroptera; Vespertilionidae
Product: HLA class I histocompatibility antigen, B-67 alpha chain-like
Exons: 8
Coding region: 82-1179 (365 amino acids)
Biological process (GO): antigen processing and presentation of endogenous peptide antigen via MHC class Ib; positive regulation of T cell mediated cytotoxicity; antigen processing and presentation of endogenous peptide antigen via MHC class I via ER pathway, TAP-independent
Cellular component (GO): external side of plasma membrane
Molecular function (GO): peptide antigen binding; signaling receptor binding
Source: RefSeq, a predicted model, not a curated record